AAAAACUUUUCUUUUUAUAAAUCGUUUUGGGAUGAUAGUGACAGUUUUAUUUCCUUCAGCAAUUAGGACAUAUCAAAAAAACAGACGGUAAGUUAUGUUCUUCGGUUUCCCCUAUUUUUGGUAAAAUGAAUCUAACUUUCCUAGAAAUUGUCAGUUUAACCACAAAUGUGGAAACCGUAAUAAGAAAAGAAUAUCGUAAUAAGAAAAUUGGAAAAAUGACAAAGUCUUCAAAAACAAAGAAAUAUAUAAAAAAAGGAAAAACCGUUUCCCAUAAUAAUUCUUGUUUUUUUCUCUCUUUUUUUUGUUGAAACUUAAUAUGUUUUUUUCUUUUCUUCUCUUCAUUUUCUUUUCAAAACCUUUGUGAUGAUCACAACCAAAUUCUCAUUCCAUUGAAAGAAAACAAAACAAAGAAGAGAACUAUGGCGUUGCAAAGAUCGACCACGUCGUUCAGGAGACAAGGAUCAUCGGGACUCAUCUGGAACGACAGAUUCUUGAGCGGAGAAAUCCGUAACGAUGAAAGAAAAGAAGACCGACGUAACGAUCAUCGAGACGGUUCAAUGGCUGCCACCACGGCAACAGUGAAACGUAGCGCAUCUGAUGGAGGACGUAGCAACGGUGGACGGUUGGAGAUUUCUCCAACUUUGGAUCCACCUUCCCCUGAAAUAUCUGCUGGCUGUGGCUUCUGUUCUAUGUUUUCGUCUAAUCGAAGAAGGAGACGCAGAGGAAGAUCAUCAAGCGCUGGAAGUUCAUAAAACCCUUGAUAUAUACAAUGGAUAAUAAUUGGAUAUGCAUAUAUUAUUAUAAUUAUAUUAGGGUUGUUUGUGUGUUCUUCUUUUCAUUAUGUGAAAGUUUCGAGAUCAUGAUGGAUAACAAAGCGAAGGUUUUGCUUUUUUGUUUUAUGACAUGAUGUUUGAAGAGAGAGUGCUUGUUAUAGAUUUGAUAUUUUCAGUGCUUGUGUGUUUGUGAAACAUUUCAUAACAAAAAACGUCAAUUACAAAGCCAUUUCGGCCAGCCAACGUGUUGAUAUAUUUCAACAUUCAUCAAAAGAGAUCUUGUUAUUAAUUAAUUUGCGAUUGGAAAUAUUUUUUUCACCAGGUUUCCAUAUGUUGCCAUACGGUUUCAAUAUUCCCAAGUAAAAGGAGUUCUUUUGGUGCAAAUUCUUUAAUUUGGAACUAGUCAUUGUGCUAAAAGUCGGAGACCAAUAUAUGUUUGAAUGGUAUUACUAAAUUCUAGUGUCUGUAUGUCUAGCUUUCUUGUUUUGAAAAAUUCAUGAACGAAAGAAAAAAUGAGAAAGAUAGAACUUGAGAAGAGCAUGUUCGAUGUGAUCACUUAUAUUGAGCCUUGUACACCACCAAAGUCUCGUUCCUAGUAUAACCUUUAUACAACGAAGAGUAGAAGAAAUCAAAUAUAGUUUUCAUUCAAAAAAAAAGAAAUCAAAUAUAGUAGUAAGGCUUGUCUAUGCUACACGGAGCUCUGAUCCUUCCUACAAAAAGGAUUCGUCUCCUAGUAGCUAGCUAGUAGUAUCCUUAGCUCCUUAUUUUAAGCUACACUCUUGGACAUUUAAGUCUUGAGUGGUAUGUCAAAUAAAUAGUAGAAUACAUAAUGCAAUUCAACCUUUUUAGCAGAAUAAACUGGACCGUAUACAAAAAUUCAUAGAAUAACUUUUUAUAUUCCAAAAUCUUAAAUCACAUUACUCAGGUUUUGAACCCUAUUUCAAUCUUCGAAGGAAUACAUUUUCCGAGAGAUUUUUUUUGUGGGACGCAUGCACGCGUAUCAAUUAACACAUAAUCCAAACAAACUCGACCCACAAAUAGAACUAAGGCUUGUAUAGUUGUGCCAACGUUAUGAUAACAUAGUAAUAGUGAAUUUACAGUAGGCCUUUUGAAUAUGAUUGGUAUAAGUGACAUCCUAAAAAGAAAGAGAGGAAAAACAAUAUAUAAAAAAAAAGAGAAGAAGAGGAAAGAAAGAAAGAAAA
Brassica rapa (field mustard) is the source of this 1975-nucleotide messenger RNA. RefSeq lists its product as uncharacterized. The record is from RefSeq and is a predicted model, not a curated record. NCBI's taxonomy places the organism in Eukaryota, Viridiplantae, Streptophyta, Magnoliopsida, Brassicales, Brassicaceae.